This is a messenger RNA of Haliotis rufescens (red abalone), 2650 nucleotides long. Its product is annotated as nmrA-like family domain-containing protein 1. The record is from RefSeq and is a predicted model, not a curated record. The transcript is spliced from 7 exons. NCBI's taxonomy places the organism in Eukaryota, Metazoa, Mollusca, Gastropoda, Lepetellida, Haliotidae. The coding region runs from base 425 to 1417 and encodes 330 amino acids.
CACUGGGAGAACGUACCACGGCAAGGAUAUAGUGUACGUCGGCAUUGAAUGCCUCUGUGUUGCGAGGCGCAUUUCGAUCCGACCACAACAUACCAACAUGGAUGUUUAUAUAGCAUCUUCCUAUUCUUUAUGUCAACAACUCUUUCUUCAUUCAUGUUGAUUUCACAACCGGUAUACUGUUUUCAGUUGUUAUGUAGUGUCAUUCCCGCGCCCGCCUGACGUCAGGAACGGUGAACUUAUGGUUCUUGGUCUGUUGUCGGCAGCACGUGAUAUACGUAUAGUUGUGAAGCGAUUGCCGCGUGUCUGUCGCAAGACAAGAAGGCGUGCGUCUUCAUGAGAUUUAGUGAGGCAGGGGCUGUGAUAUCCUGGCGUGACAGGAGCUGAGAUGUAGAUUUGUAGGACACUUGGUUCAGAGGUGAUUGGGAUGCCAGCCUUCUUCCCUGGCUGUUCCGGCCAAUCUGACUUAAACAGUAUGGGUUGCGGCGCGAGCGUGGGUAACGAAGAAGACCCGCUCAAAGUGGUGGUAUUCGGAGCUCUUGGAAUGGUGGGAGGAGCUGUGGCGUCGGCACUGGUCAAAAGUCCAAGAGUCAAGGUCAUCGCUGUCACUCGCACCCCAACGAGUGGUCGCGCAAACGAACUAGCUGAGAAAGGUGCAGUGAUAAGUACAGCUGAUCUCAAUGAUCCCCGGAGCUUGGAGCGCGUGCUCGAGGGAGCUCAUGCAGUCUUCCUGACAACGCACUACUGGGAGCACUUCAGCAAAGAAAAGGAAAUCAGUCAGGGCACAAACGCUAUAGAUGCUGCUGUUAACUGCAACAUCCGCCAUCUUGUUCUGUAUGGAUCUGAGGCUCCCGACCCCGAGAAAGUACCUGAAUGUGGCCCCUUUGAAGCAAAGGCUGAGUUAGAAGAGUAUCUGAUGUCCCAGGAUGUACCAUACACGCUGUUGAGGAUGCCCUUCUUCUAUGAGAACCUGCUGACCGUAUUCAAGCCACACAGAUUAAAGGAGGCAAACUAUGCAAUAACCUUGCCACUAGAGGACGACUCAAUUGACAGUAUGAGCGUGAGCGAUAUGGGGCGAUGUGUCCUGAACAUAUUCCUGAAACCGAAACCAUAUCUCGGUCAAACGGUCAACCUGUCCGCGGACAGAAUCACGACCAAGCAGAUGGCGGACGUACUGACCAAGCACAUGCGUCACACCGUCUUCGUGUGUCCACUGAUUCGCGUUGAAGACUAUGCGAAUUUCAAGUUCAGUGGAGCCAGGGAUCUAGCGGCUAUGUUCCAGCACUACAGGACCUUGGAUCCUGUAGCAGACAUCCGUGUGACGAAGAAGCUGUGUGGCUCUUCUCUCACUUUCGAAAGGUGGGUGACGGAAAAUACAGAUAAGAUCAUGGUGGCGAUGAAAGAGGAAGAGGACUUGUGAUUCUCAUUGUCUGAAACACGAUAGUAUCAGCGAGGAUAUGUGUGGAGCACGUGCUUCGCGAGGACGGGAACGUCUUAUUGGUGGCCGGGAACGUAUUAUUGGUGGCGUCGUUGUCGGGAGGACGUGCUCAAGGGAUGUGUUUGAAAUACAUGUUUCAAAGAAAGUGUUAUUAAAAUGUGCUUCAGGGAAAGUGCCUGGAACACUUGCUUCAAGAUAGGUGUGUGUAUCUGGAACAUGUCAUGUGGUUCAAUGGUGAUGUGUAUCGAGACGCUUGCUUCUCUGAAGAACUUCCGGAAUAUGACUGAAAGAACGUGCUUGGAAUACAUACUUCACAGGACGUCACGUUUCUGGAACAGGUGCUUUAAUAGAAGUUGGUUUAAACGCGUGCUUUAGGAAUGUCUGGAACACAUGCUUCAAGUGAAACGACCCAAACUCGUGCUUAAAGGAAAGCGUUUUGAGCAAAUGCUUCAAUGGAAGUUGUUUGGUCGUUGUUCUGACUCGCUUCAAGUGAUGCAGAUAACGUGCUUUACAGGGAUGCAUCAGCUUGUUCACAUGCAAAUGGCUUGAUUACUUGUAUAUACUUUAAUGAAGAAGCCGAUGAACAUAUUAACUUUACAACAUACUAACAUGCCAUUAUCAACUUGAUUAAAGUUAACUGCAAAAUGUUUGUCCAUUCAUUCUUCAAUCACUGGAAAUAGGAAAUAGUUACAAACUUUGCUUUUCAUCAUAUUGUGCAACCAAUUCUGGCAAUAGUUAAGUACAUAAAGUACACCACAACUAAAUCCUAUGAAAGCGACUAAUGUUAUGGGAACUUCUUCACAGACUCUCCGAUCUAAUCCACCCUUACCAACAUGCUUCUGUUUACUAGCGCGAAUACUGUUAGGUUCUGUCUGAAUGUUCCUCAAAAUGGUAAUUCUUCUUUCAGCUUAUCAGUUUCUGUUUGCAUUUCUUUGAGGAAAGUAAGGAAUUUGUCAAAGUAUAUCCACAGUUUAUUGUCAUCAGUGAUAAUUUGAAGACGUCCAAAAGAUGUUUCCCCAUAUGUAUGUAUUGUCAUAUUUGAAAAUAUAUUUCCAAAAUAACAUUCAUUUUGUACAUUUAGUGAGAAAAAGAAGACAAAACACAACAACACAUCUACAAUUCACUUCUCAGUUAUCUCCAAUUUAAUAUAAUACAUAUAUUAUACAUUAUACCUUAAAUCUAUUGGUUUUCUUCAUCAACAUUUGUAAUGCGUUA